AAGCCACAUUACCGAACCAAAAUCCUUUCCCUAACGUAACCCACAAGCCCGCACCACCCCAAUAAAGGAACAAAGAAAAGCCCCCAACGUGGAUUCCUUAAUCACCACGAAGGUUCCAGAAUCACAUCCUCAGAACACCCCAAGAUUCUAGGAAUCACCAAAACCUACCCCCAACAGCAGCCAGCGCACCCUCUUCUUCUUCUUUUACUAUUUUAAUGGCCACGGUGGCGCGUGCAAUCCACUGUGAGCUACUGUCCAGUAAACCUGGGGCUACUCCUAGGAGAGAAUUGGGUGGUCAGGUUUCCGUUCCGGUUCAGAGAGUGAAAGUGGGUGAAGCUGAGAAUGGAAAGAUAGUGUUGCAGCCGAGGUUGUGUACGUUGAGAUCUUAUGGCUCGAAUCGAGGUGCCGUGAUGAAGACGAGAAGGGAAGAGGGUGAUGAAGUGUCCUCUUUUUUCGAGACGUUGUCGGAGUAUAUUGAGAGUUCCAAGAAGAGCCAAGACUUCGAGAUCAUCUCUGGUCGACUAGCCAUGAUUGUGUUUGCAGCAACAAUAACAACAGAGUUUGUGACCGGAAACUCCCUAUUCAGGAAGAUGGACUUCCAAGGGAUUGCUGAAGCUGUUGGUGUGUGCCUAGGUGCUAUGGCUUGUGCCGCAGCCUUUGCUUGGUUAUCUAGUGCUCGGAACAAAGUAGGUCGAAUCUUCACUGUGAGUUGUAACUCAUUUAUUGAUUCAGUGAUCGACCAAAUCGUGGAUGGAUUGUUCUAUGAAACUGAUUUCAGUGACUGGUCCGAUGAUAAUUGAAACCAGGAAUUAUACUUCUAUAUAUAUAGUUAUAAAGGAAAGGAGGUUCUCCCGUUCAGAGAAAUUAUAUGUGGAGAUCCUGGAAACCAGAGAUGUAAUUACGUUUUUCUUAGCAUAAAUGUUAUACAAAUAGAAGGCAUGUAAAUGAGGGAAAUGGGAUUCGUUGCUAGUUUCUGGUGUUUGCCUAUCUUAUGUGAGAUCAAUUAAUUUGUAUAAAACAUGUAUGAAUUAUAGUAAUCAACUAUAGAUUUAUGCUUAAAUUGGGAGUCGAGAUUUCUUGCUGUG
Molecule: messenger RNA, 1085 nt
Organism: Theobroma cacao (cacao)
Lineage: Eukaryota; Viridiplantae; Streptophyta; Magnoliopsida; Malvales; Malvaceae
Gene: SEP2
Product: stress enhanced protein 2
Biological process (GO): cellular response to high light intensity
Source: RefSeq, a predicted model, not a curated record